Trichoderma asperellum CBS 433.97 is the source of this 4152-nucleotide messenger RNA. RefSeq lists its product as uncharacterized. The record is from RefSeq and is a predicted model, not a curated record. Gene Ontology annotation, cellular component: nucleus; cytoplasm. Lineage: Eukaryota; Fungi; Ascomycota; Sordariomycetes; Hypocreales; Hypocreaceae. Gene Ontology annotation, biological process: inositol phosphate biosynthetic process; phosphatidylinositol phosphate biosynthetic process. Gene Ontology annotation, molecular function: inositol hexakisphosphate kinase activity.
AUGUCCAGCUCGCCUUCACACGCCGAAAAUGCCGCACCUGCUGCGCUGCUGAGCCCCCAGGCCCCCGUCCGACCCGACCGCCAGGACCAGCGGCAGCCGCACCACCAUGAUGCGGAUGCCCCCCCGGCCCUGGGCUGUGCGAACCACGCAGAUGGGAGCGCCUCUGCGGCCGGAGGAGACGUCUCUGCCUCUGUGUCUACCUCCUCCUCUGCCGUGCCUCCUAUAAAGCCUGCCCCUAGCGGCACCGCCCGCCAGCGCCAACAGAUGGGCCCUUCCCUGCUUUCCCAAGCCUUGGCAUCUGCUCGAGGCAUCCUACGGACCAACUCGACGCCCAAUACGAGCACUUCGUCACAGACACAAUCACAGACACAGGCAGACAAGUCGACCAGAUCCACGCCGGUCUCCGCCUCUUCUUCCCCAGCGCCCGACCAGCUGCCCUCAAGGCCUAUUCGGUCGUCGCCUGCCACUCCCCAGACAGAAUCCCGAGAUGCAUCAGACUACAUCGACCACGACGGCGCCCUGACGCGGAGCGUAUCGCAGCCCAAGACAAUGGCGACGACAACAACGACGGCUACCGCCACAACAACGAUUCCGAUUACCUCUUCCAUCCCUGCACGAGACCGUGCUAUUCCAUCCUCGUCAUUCAAAUCGGACAACAUCCUGAGCCACGCAAAAGACAUGCUUUUAGAACACCGAGAAUUUUUAGACCGGACCAGAGGGAGAGCAUCGCUGGACCACGACACCAAGUCACCGCCCAAGAUACAACAUCACCAUCAACCAUUACCUCAUUCAUCACACCGCAAUGACUCGGUAUCGCCUACCAAUGGCAGCUAUACCAGUGCUGCCUUGUCUACUGGAGUCUCUACCGAUGCAGGAGACGAGUCUGGAUCACAAGACUCACGUCAGGAACGACACAAAACGAUUGAUAAUUCCGAGAAGACGGAAAAGAUAUGGUCCAUUGGCUCUGGCGAUGGCAGCGAAGAAGAUGGCUUGGUUGAGCAGUCAGUUGCCGAAGCCAUUGCAGGUGUUGAGCACAAUGCACGAAGCCGAAAAUCCAGCUACAGCUUGCGAUUCUUCAAAGAGGGCCUUCCCCCGGAGGACAAGGCACGUCGGAAGGAUGGCAAGGCCUCCCACCGCGACAAGCAUGUGCCGACAAUAGACGAGGAAUCUACUUUAACCGAAGAGUCGCCGCAAAAAAACACAAAGACGUCGCCAGCCGCAGACUCGCGCGUGCAGCCAGAAAAAUCCACGCGGGCGGAAUCUUUUUCAUCACGCGCCUCUGAUGUACGGCCUGCGCUUGCCUCGCCGAAAGAAGCAAGUAGCUCUGCCCUGCAGCAAGCUGAAGAAACUGGUGGCGAAAGUGCCCCUACCUUUACACACAAAUCACCAAUAUAUCAUAAUGAGGCCAAGCUGGAGCCACCGAUUGGAAUUCAGGUGGGGCCGGGUGCGGUCCACGACACCGAAGUGGAGAAGCAGCCGACAUCACAUGACGCCUCCGAGGUCGGCAAUUUUCAAGACAUUGCCGGCGACAAGGAUGCGGGCGCCGAGGCCGACUCCAAUAUCAAUGCCAAAACCUCGGAUAUCGGGCAUGCUAACGGUCACAUCCACAAACAUGCCACCGCUCAUGCCAACGGCAAUGCCACUGCCGCCGACUUGGAUGCCGAAUCUGACCUAGAGGCGGAUGCCGAAGGCGAUGGAGAAGCAGACGAGUCUGGAGAGGAGAAGAUUGCGUCGGCUGUGUUCCUGCCCCAUCAGGAGCUCGAUGACAGCCGCGCAAGCGUGAGUGAGGGUAGCGAUGGUGAUGCGAUUCGGCGGCCCAGGUCGCACUCGCUGAGUAAAAGUCAUCCUUGGCUGGUCAAGGCCGAUGAGCCUGAGCCGGAGAUGGAGAUGGAAGAGAAAAAGGAUGACAGUUCCUAUCAGGUGUCACAUGUUGCAUCCCGUGAGAGCCUAGCUUCUCGCCGUGGAGAGAUUCUCCCGGCGGAAAUCCAUGUCCCAACCGAAGCUGCCGUGGACACUGAGACCGAAGUGAACCAAGUUACCCCUACCAAACCCCGAGCCGUGACCCACCAUGAAGACCAUGUCCAUGACCAUCAGCAUCACGCACGCCGACCUCUAGAAGCCAUUGAGCUGAUCCCAUACAAGCACCAAGUUGGUGGCCACAAUACCCUGUGGCGAUUCUCUCGCCGAGCCGUCUGUAAGCAGCUCAGCAACAGAGAAAAUGAGUUUUAUGAAACCAUUGAGAGAUAUCACCGUGACUUGCUACCAUUCCUACCCCGGUACAUUGGAGUGUUGAAUGUAACAUUUCAGAGAAAGCCUCGGAGGAAGAGCACCGUUAGAAAAGAUGAAAUGGCUGAUAAACGCCAUCCUGACUCAAAUGGUAACGGCGAGGCCGAACAGACUCCCUCCACCCCUGCGCGCGUCAUCAGCCAAUCGCUUGCGAGCUCUAAUGUACCCAUCCCUACCGUAACUUUUGACGAUAAUUGGCACAUCCUUCCUCGCAACCUUCUCCAGCCGACGCCCGAAUUAGACAUACCGCACCGCCGGAGUACGUCGCUCUCCAAGAUUUCUUCAGAAGCGCCGAUUGCGUCUCAACACCCCGUGCGACCCCACAUGGAAGAGCGGCCUAAUAGCUGGGGGGCUACAACGGUGAAUAAGCGACUGCGCAAUGAAGUGUUCAAUGAUGCAUUCCUUAAACAGCCGAUUGCGGUUCAGAAGCAUCGGCGGCCUUAUCAGCGAGCUGUUCCUCUGCCAACUCUUCAGCGAUUACUCCGAACCAGUAACUCGGAUCCUAACCUAGCUCAAGCCCCUGAGAGUCCUACCAAGAAUGAGGAAACCCGCAGGACCACGCCCAAUUCUCUAAAACCGUUGACACCACUCGUUCAGCAGAUGAGCGAUCCCGAGUCCCAAGCUAGCCACCUUGCAAUCGAAAGAGAGGCCCCUGUUGAAGUCAAGGAUGUCACGGGUACUAGUGCUCCUGAACCAGAAACAUUAAUGGCCAACCCUGUGACAGCAAAGAAAAAGCGAAGAUAUUCUGGAAGUGGACUUCGGCGAAAGCCGCAGGAUGUGCGCGACUCACGCGGAGAUUUGAAGUAUUACGAAGAGGCCGAUGGCAUGGAGUACAAGCGCGAGGGAGAAGACAAGGACGCUUCACUAGAUGCACCAAAAGCGGAUGCCACAGCCGCCAACGGACCCGGCACUGAAGAUGUAGUCUUUGAUGCCCCUAUCCUUGCUCAGGAGCCUGAACCUACAGAGGACUCGGCUGUAGCUUCAGAUGCCUUGCAACACCCCCCUGUGGAAUUUGGACCAGUCCUUCGACCAAACAACCCCAAGGAAGCGAAGACUCAGCGUGACAGAGUAGAAUACUUUUUACUACUGGAAGAUCUCACGGCUGGCAUGAAGCGACCUUGCAUGAUGGAUCUCAAGAUGGGGACUCGACAAUACGGCGUUGAGGCUUCUCCUAGCAAGCAGAAAUCCCAGCAAGAAAAGUGCAAGAGGACGACUUCGGCGGAGCUUGGAGUGCGGAUUUGCGGGCUGCAGGUUUGGAAUUCCAAGACUCAAACGUAUGACUUCCAAGACAAGUACUUUGGCCGAAAGGUGAAGGCUGGCAACGAAUUUCAGGCCGCCCUUACCAAGUUUCUGUAUAACGGUGUUGACUUGCACUCUAUUCUUCACCAUAUCCCCAUCAUAUUGCGAAAGCUUUCACAGCUAGAGCAAAUCGUAAGCGAGUUGCGCGGCUACCGCUUCUAUGCUGCAAGUCUCCUCAUGUUCUAUGACGGCGAUGCGACUGAUGAGAAUGGGGGAUACGAGACAGCAUACGAGUCCAUGACGGAUGCGGCGACCGAUACCGAAGAAGCUGCUAUCAAGAAGAAGAAGAAGAAGCGGGAGAUUGAUUUCAAGAUAGCAGACUUUGCCAACAGCCUCACUCCACUGGAUAAGGUAGAGGACAAGCCAUGCCCGCCGCAGCACCCCAACCAACCAGACCCUGGCUUUCUCAAGGGCCUCCGGAGCCUGAGGAAAUAUUUCUUGCAGAUCCAGCGAGACACGAGAGCCGAGCUGGGGCUUGAUCCUCGCGGAUGGAGCUCAGGCCAAGGCGGUGACUCAAUGAUGUUGUCUAUUGAGGACGAGGAGGAUGAGGGGAUGAUGAGUGUAUAA